CCUGUGAGGGCCGCAGAAGAGACGGGCGGUCUUCUGCGGCGAGCGCCGGCCCGCGGAGGGGCUGGAGCCGAGGGAGCGGCUAACCAUGUCUUUAAAUUCACCUACACUUUUAAAUGAAGAAAACUCCCAAGGACCAAAAAGAAAUACUGAAUGUUUGGAAAGUCUAGAAUUGCAGAGUCCAUCAUCAUUUCAAGAUAACCCACUUCACCAAUUACAGUUAGCAUCGCAAGAAGUACUUGAAAAGGCAAAAAAGAGUGGGAGAUCAAAAUGCCCCCGAUGCAGUAGUUCAAGGAUGUUCUAUUGUUAUACGUGCUUUGUUCCUGUUGAAACUGUCCCUACUGAAGAAAUACCGACUGUGAAGUUACCUUUGAAGAUUGACAUUAUUAAACACCCAAAUGAAACAGAUGGCAAAAGCACUGCUGUGCAUGCUAAGCUCCUGGCACCUGAUGAUGUCACAAUUUAUAAAUACCCUUGCAUUCCCGAAUAUGAAGAAAAAAGACACGAAAUAGCACUUAUAUUUCCUGGUCCCAAUUCAGUUUCAGUAAAAGAUAUUGCUUUCCAUCUCCAAAAAUACACUAAGAAAGGUGUUUGUGAUAAUGAUGAUGACUGUUCCAGAGAGCCAUUUCUUAAGCAAGCAAAAAUAGAACUGAAAGAAGAAGAAAAAAAUCUGAACGAAUGCAUCUCAAGCAACAGGAGCAAAGGCACUAGCCUGAAGAAAAUAAUAUUUAUUGACAGUACCUGGAAUCAAACUAACAAAAUAAUAACUGAUGAACGACUUCAAGGGUUGUUGCAAAUUGAGUUGAAGACAAGAAAAACUUGUUUUUGGCGUCAUCAGAAGGGAAAGCCAGAUACGUACCUUUCCACAAUAGAAGCAAUUUAUUAUUUCCUUGUGGACUAUCAUCAGGAGAUUUUGAAAGAGAAUUACAAAGGACAAUAUGAUAAUCUGCUUUUUUUCUUUUCUUUUAUGUACACAUUGAUUAAAAAUGCCAAAUGUUGUGCAGGAAAAGAGUAAGAUGUCUUUCUAUAGGACCGAAGACAAAGUAAUUUGCAGAGACAAGAAACAGGGAAGAUGGUGGUUCCGACCACGACAUUUCUGACAAGACUUCCUUAAAUUAGGCAGACUAUGAAUCUGCUGUGUUUUUUCUUUUGCAGUAAUAGUGCAAAUUCAAACAGCAUAAAUAACACUUUGUCUGCGCUGAUGAAAUUUUUGCUGGUAUGUGUAGCACUGCUGUCAUAGUCAUCACAUGUGAAUGUAAUUACACAAAUGUGACUUUGCCAAGCUAUACCGGUACAGCUAAUGCUGGCAGAGGUAAUAGACCUAAGCUAUAUUUUUACAAGCAGAGUUAUAUGAAUAUAUUUUUCUCAUACUAGAAUGUUCUGCCAGAAAAAUUCAUAUUGGUAAAAAUUGUUUCAUUAGAAGUGUGAUGUAAGAUGGAUAAAUGUUUCUGAAUAUUCUCAGAAGUGUUACUUAAAAAAAUAAAUCUUGUCAGUGACACAGAUUGAAAAGAUUAUUUUUUAAACAAAAAUUCUGAAGUUUGUUGUAUAUUUUCCUCAAAAAAAAUCUACCUAAAUUAUCACCUGUAGCAUACUCUCCAGGAGGGUACACUCAUAGCCUGGUGAAGAUAGAAACAGUGCUGUGAAAAAUACUUCAAGAAAGUCUUUUUAUGCAUACACAGCAAUCCACACAGGCUCAAACAACUGAUUUAUACUAUGUUUUUUAAUGCUUCAAGAUAUUGAAAUCAAAGUUAAUAUUGCUUAAAACACAAGAUACAAAUACACUCUCUCUGCAAGUCAUACUUAUCUUCAGAUUUGUAUGCUUAUCUGCACAAGUGAAUGCAUGUAAAAAUGCAUUUCAGUGGACAACCGAAACAUUUCCAUUUGCAGAAAGAAAUGCUAGUUAAGUUACAUGAGUGCACAUGAAGCGUGCAUGAACUAUAACAGCACCACAAGAAACACAGGCUUGAAGUCAGAAUGAGAAAGAUAGUUUUAAAUAUACAUAUAUAUUGACUUCAUGUGCCAGGCAAUGAGAAAAAUCAGCAGUCAUGUCUCGGUGCUAUUGAAACAACACGUUUCUUACUCAUUUGGUUCUUAUUGCUAUUGAGAGGUUAUUUUGGCUUUUUACAAUGAUUAAUGCUAUUUCCUUUGGUAUGAAUUUUGAUAGUCUUUUGACAUUUCCAUCUGUUGUUGUAUUUCUUAAACAAUGAUUGUUGUAAUAUUUUUUAAAAAUCACACAAGUAUAAUAGCUUGAGAAGGAAACUUUCACCCACUUUAAACAAACAAAAAUAAAAUGAACCCACUGACCUAAUGUUUUACAAGAACCAGAGAGAAAAAUCGGGGCGGGGGGAGGGGGAGUUACUUCCAAGACACAUUUCCCUGAAAACAUGUUUUUUUAUUUAAGAAGCAGAGGUCAGAUAAAAGCUUAUAUAAGCUGUUCUUUGUUACUUUUGGAAAAUAGUUUCAUAAGGUUAAAAAUGGUUUCCAAAUUUAAGUUUUGUGUACCUCACUUUAUUUGAACAAUGGGAAUUAAGAAUCUAUUCCAAAAGUAAAUUCAUUUUAAUUCUCAGGUGAAAUCAAUGUACAGAAAAGAUUUUAAAUCUGGAACACUGUGUCCAGGCAUUGGGUUCAGAUUCUUUUUCUUCCACUGCAACCUCAGUGUAAUGCAAGAGUCAUUCUUACACCAAGUGACAGAGGAACAUCUAAUAUCUGUAAUUAAUUACGGUCUGUUGAUAUUCCCAUGAUAACCUUUUAUGAGGGCAGGAAGGAGGUUAUUGUCACUUCUGCUGCAAAUCUGUUCUGAGCAGCAGAUGUAGUUUCCCCUUCUCUCCCAUCUCCUGCUCUCCCCUCUGUAAAAACAUUUAAAUCCUCUAUUUAAUUUCAGUACUGGUAUAAGCCGCCAAACCAACCGAAGUUAUCUACCUCAUACUGAAAAUGUCUCAAUACCACUGAUACAUUUUUCCAGCUUUGAGACUAAAGAAUAAUUUUCUUCCACCAAAUGAAAGCAAUCAAGUGGUUAAUCCUUUUUUCAAGUGCAGUUAGCAGCACUGACCUCCCUGUUCUUUAAAAUGAGGGUCAUGGGGAGGUAAAGACCAGUUCUGGGCCUUUUCUUUCAUAUCAGAAUGCUCCUUCACUAACUAUCUCUUCUGUUUCCAAAGACAUCAGAGAGCAAGGGGAAAAACAGGCUUCCACUUCCAUUAGCAGUAACUUAAACAGCCAUAAGUUAAAGGGGGAGGAAAAGGAAGAGCAUCUCUAUCUAUCUCCUUUCACAACAGAAGACAUCUGGCCUCCUUUGGGGAGGCCCCAGAUAACAAAGAACCUGUCAUUACAAACCUCCCCGAUGUGUUCAGAGAACCAUUUUACCUGCAGUCUGGCUCAUUCAUUUCCUGCCACUGAAGCCAUCUGCUUUUGCUUAUUGUAGGUAUUUUUGUUCUUUCUUUGGCCAGGAGCGUGAAGUGGCUUCACUUUAGCAUGCCUGUAUGCUUGGUCAGAGGGAGUAUUUAAUCCUUUUCUCAAAAUGAAUAAGAGAGGGAGCUACAAAAAACAAUUCCUUUCCUGGAAGGUAGCACAAAUGUCAUCCAAGCCUAGGUUGAAUAAAGGGUCAUGUCAGUGCAUGGGGUAAAGAUAAGUUGAGAUUGAAAAGAGAUGGUAACUUGGAAUCUACAGGAGAACCUUCCCAAGCACUUGUAAUCUCACCUGAUUUAAAUCCUUUGCUACUGCUUCUUGCAAUUUUUUUUCCAGUUUGAGUCCAUCUGGUUUUCCACAUAGGCUUCUUCAGGCCCAAGUGCAGAGUAAUGUAGUGAUCUGGCUCUUGCUUUUCUCUUGCACUGAGUUUCAGUAUUUUGCCUGAAUGCUUUAAAAAUCAGUCUAUUUUCAUAAAUUAUGAUCAGACUUUUAUAAAUUGUAACAUGAUAUGAAAAUCCAUUCCACCUAUCCGUAUCUUUGAAAAUACUAAAAUAAGGAGGGGGAAAAACUUCCUGGUAAUUUCCCAUCAUUUACUGUAAUGCCAUUAAUAUACUCCCAGGUGCCAUUAACUCAUGUCUCAAAGUAUUCCAAAAAGCUGUGCAUCAGCUGAAUUCAAUAGUUUUGCAACACAAAACUUAAUGGUGACUGCAGCAAUGUUAAAACAGGGAAGCUUUCCCACUAAGAUAAAAUAAUCGUGUGGCAGUAAGAUGCUGAUCUAUUGAUACCAGAAUAUGAGGUCACCCAUUAUGGUACUGAACAACUCAACAUAAUUCCUGAACUUUUGUCCCUUGUCUUGAGACAUCAUUUCAGUGAAAUGUGUUGAUUUUGACUGGUGGUUAGUAAUACCAACAUUCAAAGUAAGAGUUUAUAUGAAAAAUUUAGAACAUUCUUCCUGUUCACUUGUUGGGAAAGAACACAUUGCUACCAUUUUAGGGAUUCUGAAGAGAAACAGGAUUCUGUAGAAUUUUGAAAGUAGCGUAUCACAUUAAAUUUUAAAAACACUCGUAGUGGUGUGGUUUCUACACCACUACCUGCCACAGAAAAAUCAAUUUUUUCUUGAGUCCCACAGCAAGAGGUGGGAACUACUUCUCUAAUGUAAAACAGACUUUGUAUUUUCACCUCACUGAAAACAGAAAUUUUUGUCUAAUUUCAGCAAUGCUGGUGCUGUUAUCACAUUCAAAUCAGUUAUGAUUUUGCUGCUGACUUUUCAGACCACUGGUGUUGCAAUAGGAUGUUUAGAAACAUACCACAGAAGAGUGAACAGAAGAGAAUGCUCCACACCAGGAUACCCAAGAUUGAGUCCUACUCAACCUGUGAUCCUGUGCAUUUCACUUUCCUUACCUGUAAAGUUAAUUUCUGCCUCUGAAUAACACAUCUCUACAUAUGAAGCUGGGCCCAUAAGCCAGUUAACUCAGCAUGAAAUCUAAAGGCUGAGUAUUAUUACUUUAAAGGUUCUGAUGGUAAAAUUUUCCAACAACAGGGAUAGAAGACCUAUACAGAAGUAUGUGUAAAUAUAUAUACUUCCCUCCUAGCGAUAAAUGUAUUAGGACAAGCCAAAGAUUUUCCUCUAUGCUGUUUCUGUCUUAGGGAACGUAAAGACAAAGAAAAUCAAAGUGUGGUAUCGGAGUUUACAAAACUGAAGAAUAAAUUGUUAUAUGUACAGAGCAAAUGUAUAUUUUAAUUAGAUACAGACAUAUAGCUGAGCCUGUGAAUGUACACAGAUGAGUAGUUUGACUAGGAAGUCAUUUAAGUUUGGGUACACUAUCCGGCAUAGGGCUGUAUUAUCCCUCCAAACAGUACACUGGAAAAACAAAUAAUAUUUCAUACCUUUUCAGCAUUCUGAAUAUCACUGCUAAUGAGUCUAGUGUCAUUCCCUACCCUUGUCUCAAAGUAUCACAUUUUCUUUGCAUCUCUAAUCAACAAUGAAGUAUUAUGAUUUGUGUAAAAAAAAAAAAAAGUUAAGCACAUCCAUCCAGGCUUAACAGGGCAUGCCAAGAGAGGCCAAAGGGAUAAACAGGUUAUUCCAAAACAAUUAAGAGAGUAAAACUGCAAAGAAAAAUUUAGGGAGUGUUGAACUACACAGAAAUUCUGACUCACCUGCACAGAGGAAAUAUGGAUCAUGCUCCGCCAUUUGUUUAGCAGAGAAGAGGAGAAAGGAGCAAGAGCGCACCCACCCUGGUAACUAAGGAAAAUGCAUUUGCCUCAAGUAAUUGCAUGCAUGAACACCUGCAGUGAACAUGCACAUGUAACGACCCUUGAUGGAAAAUUCAUAUUAUAUAUAAUGCAACAUGAUUUUUUUUUUUCUGUCUUUUGAUUACUCACUGGAGAAUAAAAUAAACCAGAAUUAGUGUUUCUCUGAUGUUUUUUAUUAAUAAUAUACAAUUAAUUUACAAAUUCCUUGGUUUAUGCUAGUAUUUACUCUAUUGCAAUGUAAUUUUAUUACCAGAAAAAAGCAUGUAAACCUAUUAAUGUAACUAAAUUUUGUAAUGUAACUUCUGUCCUACCAAACUGAGAUAAGACCUGGCCUUUACUCUGAGAAUAUAUUUUGUGCAUAUGAUCUGGAAUAACACAUAACUUUAGUAAAACAA
Grus americana (Whooping crane) is the source of this 6047-nucleotide messenger RNA. It is a transcript of the gene DTWD1, whose product is annotated as DTW domain containing 1. The transcript has 6 exons. The coding region runs from base 86 to 1012 and encodes 308 amino acids. Gene Ontology annotation, cellular component: nucleus. Gene Ontology annotation, biological process: tRNA modification. Gene Ontology annotation, molecular function: tRNA-uridine aminocarboxypropyltransferase activity. NCBI's taxonomy places the organism in Eukaryota, Metazoa, Chordata, Aves, Gruiformes, Gruidae. The record is from RefSeq and is a predicted model, not a curated record.